UGUGUCUGAAUUUAUAUGCUUAUACACAUUGGGACUAUUGGUACACUUAAACCAUGGCUUUGAAACUUGUGCCAAUUUGGGCAUGUUGUACCAAUCAGCAGCAUUGUUGUACUUAUCCUCAAUCUUUGAAAUUGGGGUAUGGGUGUAGGCUUUCUGGAUCAACUUUCUUGAAUCUCAGGGCCCAUAAGAAAUGGGAAUGUUUGGUUUUGUUAUCUGAGACUGAAAGAGCUAUCACUCCUGUGGAAGAUGAACAGCCAUUGGCACCACCUGGGGAUGCUUCUGUUCAAGAAACCCAAAUCAUCCAGUCAAAAGGGUUUCAUAGGGAUUUACAAUCUUUACCAAAACCCUUAUCUGCGACAUAUCUUUCUAGUGGUCAACAUGAUGGUUCAAAUGUGCGAGUUGCUUAUCAGGGAAUUCCAGGUGCAUAUAGUGAGGCAGCUGCACUUAAAGCAUACCCGAAAUGUGAACCUGUCCCAUGUGAUCAGUUUGAGGCUGCAUUUAAGGCAGUUGAAUUAUGGUUAGUAGACAAAGCUGUACUCCCAAUCGAAAAUUCAGUUGCUGGGAGCAUCCACCGUAACUACGAUCUACUCCUUCGGCAUAGGCUGCAUAUUGUGGGAGAAGUUCAGUUGCUUGUUAACCACUGCCUUUUGGGCUUGCCAGGAAUCAGGAAAGAGGAAUUAAAGCGCGUCGUGAGCCACCCUCAGGCACUUGAACAAUGCAACAUUAUGUUGAAUGAGUUAGGCGUUGCAAGGCUCAGUAGUGAUGAUACUUCCAGUGCUGCACAGAUUGUCGCAUCUGAAGGGACGAGAGAUACUGGAGCAGUUGCAAGUGCUCGAGCUGCAGAGAUUUACGGGCUCAGCAUUCUUGCUGAAAGAAUUCAGGAUGAUCCAGAUAAUAUCACCAGAUUUCUGAUACUAGCAAGGGAGCCCAUAAUUUCGGGAACUGAUAGGCCAUAUAAGACUAGCAUUGUCUUCACUCUGGAAGAAGGACCUGGAGUUCUAUUCAAGGCCUUGGCAGUUUUUGCUCUGAGAGAGAUCAAUUUAACAAAGAUCGAGAGCCGACCACAAAAGAAGCGCCCUUUAAGGGUAGUAGAUGACUCCAACAAAGGAAGUGCCAAGUACUUUGACUACCUUUUUUACAUAGACUUUGAAGCAUCGAUGGCAGACCCUCGCGCUCAAUAUGCUCUUGAGCAUCUUCAGGAAUUUGCAGGAUUCAUUCGAGUUCUUGGCUGCUAUCCCAUGGACACAAAUCUAUGAUUGGUUACCUUCCAGAAGUAUGUUGUAGGAGAUUCAACUUGUAGAGGAGUUGCUCAACUUCAAAUUGUUGUAUGUGUAUUAUCUGCUGGGAACUUCCAGUCCUAUAGGCCAUAGUUGUGCCUUCCCUGUGCUCUCAUAUUCUUUCCAUCUGCAUUUUUAGAAAAUUUGUUGGUUCAGUUCGUUCACAGCCUCCCCCUUAUUUUUCUAGGCUAGCUGUUAGCAAAUCUCAGGAAAGCAAUUAACUAUUGCUUCACCUGUAGCUUUUGUCCAAUGGGCAAAUUGUUUAUCUAGAGCUCCCCC
Messenger RNA from Solanum verrucosum, 1556 nucleotides. Its product is annotated as arogenate dehydratase/prephenate dehydratase 1, chloroplastic. NCBI's taxonomy places the organism in Eukaryota, Viridiplantae, Streptophyta, Magnoliopsida, Solanales, Solanaceae. The record is from RefSeq and is a predicted model, not a curated record. Bases 54 to 1256 code for a protein of 400 amino acids. Gene Ontology annotation, molecular function: arogenate dehydratase activity; prephenate dehydratase activity. Gene Ontology annotation, cellular component: cytoplasm; chloroplast. Gene Ontology annotation, biological process: L-phenylalanine biosynthetic process. The transcript is spliced from 11 exons.